Messenger RNA from Spea bombifrons (plains spadefoot toad), 4338 nucleotides. It is a transcript of the gene SFI1, whose product is annotated as SFI1 centrin binding protein. Lineage: Eukaryota; Metazoa; Chordata; Amphibia; Anura; Pelobatidae. Bases 114 to 4274 code for a protein of 1386 amino acids. Gene Ontology annotation, molecular function: phosphatase binding. The transcript is spliced from 34 exons. The record is from RefSeq and is a predicted model, not a curated record.
GACGCUAAAGCAGCAAAACUCCGGCGUCCUGUCUCCAUGCCAACAAGCGGGAAUAAGCGCGCGGAGGUAUUAGUGGGCGGGGCCGCUGGUGGCAGAGGUAAAGCCGUGACAGCAUGGAGAGAGCGGUGAGAAGAAGGGUACCUGGGAGUAAGCCUCCAAAGAACGUCCGUCCUGUAACAUACCGCGUGGGGUAUACAUGGAAUCGGGGAGGCAGGCUGAAAGAACUGCGUAUAAGAAAUCUGGCCAGAAAGUUCCUGCUUCUGUGGAUUAGAAAAACAUUUGGAAGAGUCCUUCCUUCCACUGCAAGGCUGCACCACUCCAGUUGGUUGUUGCGUUCAUGUUUUGACAAGUGGAAAGAGGAGUGGUGGGUUUUACGCAAGGAGUGGAGACUUGGUAUCCGAGCUGAAUGCCAUCACAGGUAUGUACUAUACAGGUUGUGUUUCCAGGCAUGGCAAAGAUUUGUGCUUACACAACGCAAAAAAAAGCAGAAGGACCAGGUUGCGGAGUGUCAUGCUCAGAAACAUGUGCUUUUUCAAGCAUUACAACGGUGGAUAAUCUAUGUAAGAAUCCAAAGGACUAAAAAGCAAAUGCUGUCUGAGGCGUUGGAGUUCAGGGGCGAAAGAGUUCUACGAAACUCUUGGAAGACGUGGACAUUCCAUUUUCAACAGAAAGAAAUGGCGCAUAAAAUGGAAACCCUUGCUUUAAAACAUUGGUCAUUCAGUCUGCAAUCCAGGGCCUGGCUGCAAUGGAAAGCAUUGUACUUUCACAUCCAAAUGGAGAAUGAAAGGGAAGAGCGAGCAAUGAUGCACCACCGGAGAUGGAAGCUCCAGGAAGUUCUCAGAGCGUGGCUGCUUUAUUUGUAUAAUCGUAGAGAGAAAAAAAGGGAGCAUAGGUUGGCCAUGGAUCUUUAUCAUAAACACCUGACCGGCAUAUAUUUUUCAUCGUGGCGAGGUGCCUUGGAGAGAGCUAGGAGUGUACACACUGUGGAAGAGCAUUGCGAGACCUUGGCUGGGCGCUGUGUUCUCAGAAGAGCUUUUAAUCACUGGAAGCAUUAUAUGCUAAUAUGUUCUGAGAAAUACCAUCUUUCGGAAAUUGCCCAGGCACAUGACAGGCGUCGCCUCCUGAGGUUUGGCUGUCACAUGCUGAAAGUCAAUGUCUGCCAGGUCCACGCAUCUCAACUGAGAAACCAACAAGCUGCCCAACAGUAUGAUGUGAUGCUCAUCUGCAGGUCUUGGAAAAUCUGGCAGUCCCGUUUGGAGCAGAAAGAAGAGGAGCAAAUCCGUCCCCUAACAAUGGCGGCACAUGCUCACUACAGGCAAACGUUGAUGCUGAAGUCUUUCAAUGCGUGGUUACAGUACAAGGAAAUACGACAAAUGAAACGGGUUCUACGUAGAGCUGCAGAUGAUCACUUUGCCAGGAGUACGUUGCCUCGCAGUUUCCAGCGGUGGAGAGAACAUCAGAUCAUUCAGAAGCAGAACAGGGAAAUGGAGGAACAGGCCACACAGUUUCACAGGUACUCUGUGCAAAGAUGGAUACUCUCCACCUGGUGUCAAAAACUGAACCAGCAGAGGGAAAAUCGCUUGUCUGAGAGAAUGGCUAUCCUACAUUGUAAUUGGAGACUCCUGGAGCAGCACUGGAUCAGGUGGAAGGAUUGUCUAGUGUCUGUCCUGGAGGAAAGAGAAGCUGACACUCUAGCUGUAGAGCAUUGUCGAAGAGCCCGACUCUCAAAGGCUUUACAAAUAUGGAAAGCAAACGUGUAUGAACUAAAAUCUGAUUUUCCAGGCUCGGUUACUCGGCUGGCAGGUUGUCUCAGUGGAUAUGACCAGUCUGUAGCUGUUAUUAGCCCGGUGGCCUUGGUGUACCAUCAGCAUGUUGUUUACUGUAGUGUAGUUAUCGGAAAUUUACAUGCGGAUUCACAUCUUGACAAAGGAGAAAGCAAAGCUGCACAGCCGAGCCCGUGCUUACGUUUAAAUCUGUGCCAUUUGUUGAUGAGUAAUGAAGAUACAUGCCCACAGCAGAUCACUGCUAAACCCCACACUGAUUUCCUUCACAAUGCGUUCACUUGUUUCUGUAUCAGAAGGGGCCGAGAGGAGGACGCCGUGCGUCAUCACUGCCAAUGCCGUGUACAGAAGGCCUGGCGCUGCUGGAGAAUGUUUGUGGCCUACAGGCUUCAGAAAAGACAAAGUCAACUGAGUGCAGAUCUAUAUCACCAGCAGCGCCUUCUAGCCCGGACUCUGGUGGCAUGGAAGCUUUGUUGCUGGAACUCACGGAAGAUAUUGCUUCAAGUGGAGGAGAAAAACAAGCAGCAUAAGGAUUCUCUCCUGAGAGCUUCGCUUUACACAUGGAGAAGGCACGCGGUAGCCCAAUCUGUGGAGAGAAGGCUGGAAGCCCAGGCUCUGCAUCAUUACAGGACCAUGAUCCUUAAACAGGUUUUGCACGCAUGGAGGGACACUGCGUGUAUGCAGGCACAUCGCAGAGCCCAGAAGGAUGAGACCCUGAGGGAGGCUGUUAAGAGUUUGCAGAGAGGAAGACUUUCCUUCUUAUUUCAUCGCUGGAUGGAAUGCAGCUGUACAGCUAAGGAACUAAGGCUUAAGAUGGAGAUGGCUGCAGAGUAUCACGCCAAAAAACUUCUGAUGAUAUGCAUCAAGAACUGGAAAUGUUACCAUGAUCUUUGCUUGAGGAAAACGCUGCUGCAGCGUCAGGAAGGCUGGUUCACGGCACGCAGACUUGGAAAAUUCAUCCUCGGACUGUGGCACCAAAGGCUGGUGGAAAAGCAAGAACAGGAUAAGAAGACAAUCCAAGCCUUGUGGCACUGGUCCCUCACGCUCCAAGGAAAGGUGUUUGAUGGCUGGGUGGCUUAUGUCUGGGAGCGUCGGAGAAAGAAGAGUCGUAUCAAUGAAGCAGUGGAUGUGUAUCGUACAGACCUUCUACGGGAAGGGGUCUCCAGAAUCUUGCACUACAUGUCUGACAUGAAACACUUAAGAGCUCAGAAGACCACUCAGUAUCAAGUAAAGGAAGUGUAUACCCUAAACCUCGCGGCACGGCACUGUGCCAUGGUUUGGAAGGAGAAAGUUUUCAAGAAGCGCACACAAGUCCCUCCAAAAAAAGUGACUUUCGACAUCCCUCCUUUCCAUGUACCACGUAAAAGUGACGUAAGCCACACAGUGCCACCAUCUGCACUCCAGUCUUCUUCUAGGGACAGGGAGCUUACUGCUGCACAGGGCAGCGGGGAACCCAUGCUGAGGUAUGUAAGCACAUUGCGGUCAGACAGGUUAAAACCCCGCACUCCGGAAUUUCUGCUACACUCGUUGGAGAAAGAGGGGCUGCUGGGAUCUGUGCUGAGUGACUGCACGAUGUCAGAUCAUGCAGAAACGGACUCCGUAUUGAAGACAGACUUGCGACCAGAACCUGCAAAACCAGAGCAGGGCAUCCCUAUUGUGCCCCCGUACCCUGUGUGUGGUGUAAGUAUCUGUCCUGCGCAGCCGCCUGCAGCCGUUAAGACCACCUCAGCUGAAGCAUCUAUACCUACCGUUGAUCUGAGCAGCCCACCUGCGGCACCUGUAUCUGAAGUAGCUCCUCACUCGAAACCACAGCCUUCUGCACCAAUUCCAGCAUUAAGGCCUCCUUCGUCUUUCACACCUCUGCCACAGAACCAGAUAUACCUGGUAAGUCAUCGCUUGUUAGCCAUUGACCAUAUUCACAUCGCACAAGAAAAGUCAGUGAACCUGUGUUGUGUAUACCAAAAGCAAAAGUUUCUCAAGAUCUCUAUUAUGAUUACUCUCCAUUACUGCUACAAUAUGCUGUUUAGGACUACUGCUGUUCCUCGCGGUGUGGAGCUGCCACGUCAUGAUUACUCCAAGAGGCUGCUGUCGCCAAGUGACUUCUUGCAUGGAUUAGACACGCAGGCAUUGACGUGCAGCAGUAAAGUGCUGGGGGAUCCAAUUUCUAAGCAUGCAGAAGUAGAAAGGAAGACUACAGCCCUGGAACAAGAACUCGCACACAUUCAACGGGCGAUGCAGCAAUACCACGAUGAGAAGCAGGAAUUAAAAUCUUUACGCAGACAUGCAGGAGUUCUGCGCAAGUGGCUAGACACCAGCGAUCCUCUGCUAAACCCUGAUGAACUACUGGUCACAGAAGAGGUGCAAACCGAGCUGCAGCAGCUGGAUUUGCAAAUCGAGAAGAUGGAACGCCGGAGAACUACAGCGAAAAAGACAAUUCAGGACUAUAUCAUUCGCACACAAGAAAUCAGGGAGGCUCUGGGUUCUUUACAAUGACCGAGUCAUUUUUCUCCAUUUAUAAUAAACUGUCCUAAAUAAAAUAAACAUUAACUUUUUUUUU